UCCCCUUCCUUCGCCGCGUCAGCUGCGCGGCUUCAGGGCCGGUUGGCCGGGUCUGCCCGGAGGCCGAGGCCGGGCAGCUGUUGCGCCAAGGGGGGACAGCUGCGGAGUUCCAUAACCAUAGCAACCGCAUCAGCACCGCGGCGGCGGCGGCGGAGAGGGCAGCAUCCUCUCUUGCUCCUCCUCCAGGUAGCCUUGCUGCCCGCGGGGACCAGGGACGGAGACCCAGCUCACAGGUGCCGGACUCCCAGGUCCGCCCACUGCUGCUGCAAGUGUUGGCGCUGAAGAAGGUGACAGAGGUGCUACAGGGACCUCGGAGUGGUGGCCAGAGGCGGCGGCAGAGGGCAGCCCUGCGGUGGAGACAGGUAAUGAACCAAGAAGAUCAUGUCUGAAGUACAAGGAACGGUAGAGUUUUCUGUGGAGCUCCAUAAGUUCUAUAACGUGGAUCUGUUCCACAGAGGGUAUUACCAGGUCCGCGUGGCCUUGAAGGUGUCCUCAAGGAUCCCCCACAGACUGAGCGCCUCCGUCGUUGGGCAGACAGAGGCCGGCAGCCUGCACGCGGCCUGCAUCCGCGAGAGCACCGUGCACAGCCGCGUCUUCCAGAUCCUGUACAGGAACGAGGAGGUGCCCAUAGGCGACGCCGCCGUCUUCCGGGCUCACCUGCUGCUGGACGGUGAACGGGUGGAAGAGGCCCUGAGUGAAGUCGACUUUGAGCUCAAGGUGGACCUGCACUUCACGGACAGCGAGCAGCAGCUGCGGGACGCGGCGGGGGCCCCUGUGAUCAGCAGCCGGACGCUCGGCUUACACUUCCACCCCCUCCGAGGCCUGCACCACCAGGUGCCCGUCAUGUUCGACUAUUUCCACCUGUCGGUGAUCUCGGUGACCGUCCACGCCGCCCUGGUGGCCCUGCAGCAGCCCCUGAUCAGUUUUACUCGCCCAGGAAGAGGCUCCUGGCUUGGAAAGGGCGGCCCGGAAGUGGGCCCGGAGCAGUCCAGCCUUUCUCUGGAGAACCUGGUCUUCGGAGCUGGAUACUGCAAGCCGACUUCCUCCGAGCAGGGCAGCUUCUACGUGCCCUCGGAGAACUGCAUGCAGCGCGCUCACAAGUGGCACCGGGGGCUGUGCCUGCUGCUCCUGCACGCCUAUCGGGGGCUCCGCGCCUACUUCCUGCUCAUCAUGAGGGAUGUCCCGGAGCUGCCACACAUGGAGCUGGAGUCCCUCGCUGUUGAAGAAACGCUGAAUCGGCUGUGCUUGGAGCUACAGAUGCUGAACAACCCGGAGAAGAUAGCCGAGCAGAUAAGCAAGGACCUCGCCUGGCUGGCCUCCCACCUGAUGGCCCUGUGGACCCAGUUCCUAGACACGGUGACGCUGCACGCCCACGUGACGGCUUACCUCACGCAGGAGCAUCACACCCUGCGGGUGCGGAGGUUCUCCGAGGCCUUCUUCUACAUGGAGCACCACAAGCUCGCCGUCCUGACCUUCCAGGAGAACCUGGUGCAGUCGCACAGCCAGCUGUCCCUGGACCUGCGGAACUCGGAGUACCUGAGCACCAUGCCCCCGCUGCCCGCCGAGUGCCUGGACAUCGACGGCGACGGCAGCACCCUGCCCGUCAUCUUCGAGGACAGAUACGUGGACUGCCCCGCGCCAGCCACAAGUCCCGCCAAAAUGAGUUUAAAAGACAGAGAAGAGGACCCUCUUGUAAACAGAAAUUCAUCUUUUCGGGAAAACCUCAUCCUGCCCACCCCGAAACCACCCCAAAUGGACUGCGAUGAAGAGGUGCUUCGUGGGCCGGCGUCAGAGGAAGAGGUGGGCACCCCAAGUCCUGCGGACGUGCUUUCCGAGUCUCAGGUGUAUCUGACAAUUGGGGAGUCCCCGGACACAGCAGCUGUGCCUGCAGGUGAAGGUCGCACUGGCCAGAGGGCUGAUGUCGGGAUGGAUUCACUGGCAGAUGACGACCCGCCCGGAGGGAGUCCAGGCCCAGAGGAUGGCUGGGGCCCGACGCUGGCCUACCUUGAGGUCAAGUCCAGCAAUAAGCACCCAGGCCGAGCUGAACCCACAGUGGCCACGAGUGACCAGCACGGGGGUGGGCGCUUCCGCGAGAACCGUGAACUGGACAGCACUCUGCCAAGCAAAGCGCUGGCAGGCGGGAGUCGUCAGCCUGCCAUCUCGUGGGAGAAAACCCCGCUCCUGGAGUCAAGGGCUCCCGGGAAGGGAGCCGACCAGGAGGCCAAGACGCUGCUGCUAAGUCUGAAGCCCUUCCCCAGGGAGCCUUGCGGGCCACUGAGCUCUGCUCUGAGGGAUCCCCCGGAGGCCAGGGCUGCCCUGAGGGACCCGCCCCCAGAGGAGCAGGAGGAAGGGUCCGUGCUGUCCGGGGUCAUCAAGAGAUCGUCCUCGCUCAUCUCGGAUUCAGGCAUUGAGAGUGAGCCGAGCUCCAUGGCCUGGUCCGAGGCCCGGGGCCGGGCCCUGGAGGUGCCCAGUGACCGGGAAGUGUCACACCCACUGCUUCGCAGACAUACCCCGCACAGGAACUCCCUGGAGGGCGGGCACACGGAGAGCAGCCUGAGCUUGCCCAGCGGGAUCCAGGCGUCCCUCACCUCCAUCAGCUCCCUGCCUUUCGAGGAGGAGGAGUGGGAGCUGGCGCUGCUCACCAAGCUGACCAAGUCGGCGUCGGCGCCCCAGAUCAGUAGCCCAGAGGAGGCCACUGAAGACGCGGGCGCCGUGCGGCCAGGCACAGGUCCUGCUGAAACUCCGGGCCAGCUGGCCAGCAGCAUAGAAGCCCCAGGACAGGGCCAUCCACCCAGCGAUGGGGGAUCCAGCAUCCAGGACACGGGGGUUGGCCCUUCCCUCGUGGAGGUGGCUCUAGACGCUGACCAGCAGGGCGCGGGUUACCUCGACAUCCCCCAGGAUAAAGGGGCUCGCGCUGACCCUCCAGGGCCCCGCAGACUUGAUGGCAGGACUGAGAACCCUCCAGGAGCUGGAACCAAAGGUGUUCACUUAGCAAUACCACGAGGCACAGCACGGGCCAGCCCGAGGGACAGAGCUUUUCCUGCAGUGCAGACGGAGGCCCCAAAGCGCAUGCCUGCAGACGCGGGUGUGGGGAGUAGCCCGGGGUCCCACGGCGGCAGGUCAGACAUGGCAAGCCUCCCUGACCACGCGGUGCCCGCACUGAGUCGCCCGCCCGCUGUGGAUGCCGCCGCCCUGGGGUCAACAGGCCAGCGGAGGGGCUCCCCUCGCAUCAUUGAGGAGGCGGCGUUUGGGAGAGGAGCUCACACCAUGGACCGGGGACACCAGGCAGGCGCCGCGUGCCCCGCUGUGACUCACUCCAUUCACUCCCAAAUCCUGGGACUCCAGGAGCCCAGGGCGGGCACUUCUGCCAUGGGGUCCCCCCUCGCCCCCGCAGAGGCCUUCUCUCCCGACAGCCUGAAAGCUGUAGAGGUCGUCAAUUUGUCUGUGUCCUGCACGGCCACGUGUCUCCCGUUCUCGUCGGUGCCCAAGGAGACCCCUGCCAGGGCUGGGUUCUCUUCCAGACAGACCCCCCUCCCCAUCACGCACCAGCCUCUGGGGUCCUUCGGGGCUGUUUCUACCCAUCCGAGCGCGCUGGAGGAAGGCGUCGGCGAGAGGAUGUUCAGUUUCUAUCAGGCCAAAGAGAAAUUUAAAAAAGAACUGAAGAUUGAUGGAUUUCUGUACAGUGACUUAUCGGUACUAGCUUCUGACAUGCCGUAUUUCCCACCAGAGGAAGAGGAGGAGAACUUGGAGGACGGGAUUCACCUGGUAGUCUGUGUCCAUGGCCUGGAUGGGAACAGUGCGGACCUCAGGCUGGUAAAGACCUUCAUAGAACUGGGGCUCCCUGGAGGCAAACUGGACUUCCUGAUGUCUGAGAAGAACCAGAUGGACACGUUUGCCGACUUUGACACCAUGACAGACCGGCUGCUGGAUGAGAUCAUCCAGCACAUCCAGCUGUACAGCCUCUCCAUCGCCCGGAUCAGCUUCAUCGGCCAUUCUCUGGGCAACAUCAUCAUCCGCUCGGUCCUCACGAGGCCCCGGUUCCGCUAUUACCUCAGCAAGCUGCACACCUUCCUGUCGCUGUCCGGGCCGCACCUGGGGACCCUGUACAACAACAGCACCCUGGUCAGUACAGGCUUGUGGCUCAUGCAGAAGCUGAAGAAGUCGGGCUCCCUCCUGCAGCUCACCUUCAGGGAUAACGCCGAUCUACGCAAGUGUUUCCUCUACCAGCUCAGCCAGAAGACAGGUCUGCAGUAUUUUAAAAAUGUCGUGCUGGUGGCUUCACCCCAAGAUCGCUACGUGCCAUUUCACUCCGCCAGGAUCGAAAUGUGCAAAACCGCCCUGAAGGACAGGCACACAGGGCCUGUUUAUGCAGAAAUGAUCAACAACCUCUUGCGCCCCCUGGUGGAAGCCAAGGACUGCACGCUGAUCCGGCACAACGUGUUCCACGCGCUGCCCAACACCGCCAACACCCUGAUCGGGCGCGCGGCGCACAUCGCAGUGCUGGACUCGGAGCUGUUCCUGGAGAAGUUCUUCCUGGUGGUGGGACUCAACUACUUCAAGUAGCAGCUGCCGGAGCCGCCCGGCCCGCCCAAGGCCCACCCGCGGGAGCUUGGCCCUUCCAGCGCAAAGCCGAGAGGAGGCCUGAGGGACACAGGAGGGCGGACCGGGACCCAAACUUCCAUUUGGGAGAUUUGGGAAAGCCCGGAACCACAGGGAUCAAAACAGGCUUUGCCCCAACUUGUCUGGCCACCUGGAGGCUCCUCCAUCCGAGAUGCUCUCUAGAGAAAAUAAAGCCACAGAACUUGGAGCUGGGGAGCCCGCCUUUGUAACCCGCAGCGGUUGGCAGGGGGCAGGCGCACUCCACCUUCGCCAGGCGUGUCCAGCGGGUGGCUAGCGCAUAGCUUUAUCAUUUUUCAAAUUAAAGUACGUGCAAACAAGCAUUUCAGAACUCAGGUUAACCUCUGUGCGGAGUGAACAUACUGGUGUAAAUAGGACCCUCCGUAGCCUCCAUGUGCCACCUUGUUCAAGGACAUGCAAGGCCUCGCUCUCCUCUCCUGUUUCCUCAGCCAAGGCGAAGGAAUGCUUUAGAGACCCCAAGUCCACGGCCUCCCGGCGGUGUGUGGGGGGGUGAUUGCAGGUGGGGGGGGAUGGAAGUGAUGCUAUAGAGGAACCUAGAGAGAGCUGGCCCACUAGCUGCCUCCCUCCUCCUCCAGACCUUGCUGCGCUCAGCCCCGCUCCAUGUGUUAUUGCGAUGGCUUAGUCUCUGUCCGUGGUCGGGAAGAUGGACUUGGACUAAAGCUGGCAGAAGCGGGCACCGAGACUGAUGCUCACGUGCGUGGCGCUCCGGCGGGUGUACUUCCAAAGAAAUGCUAGGUCAGCAUUGGACGCAAUUGCAGAAAAUUAAACCCAUGAACGUGGCCAGCGGCUCCUCCGUCCAUGGAGGGAGAAAGCAUCUAAAUGGAGGAAAGCUGGAUUCCACAACCUCAGGGGAGCUCAGGGAAGGUGCUGGGUGUCUUUCAAUAGCAAGGUCGUCUUGCCUUAGGGAACUAAAGGGCUAGGGAAGGUCACCAUGGAUAAAAAACAACAAAAACCCUACAAGACAGCAGGAGCGAUAGUGAGAUCGGAGGGAAGGACAAUGGUUAGGGGGAGGGUUCUACAUGCAUUAUUGGUAAGUGGCCUAAGGGAUAGUUUUGAAACUUACCAGAAUGUUUAAUCAGGUCCCCAAGGCUGAGUGCACCCUACGGGCUAAAGGAAGCCCAGAGAACCAUGACCGAGGAUGCGGGGAUGACUAACAUGGGGGACCCUUCUGCUGGAGGCGUGAGAGCAGACAGAGAACGCUGAGCAUGUCAUCAUCCCAGAACCCUCCUCCUGCUUCGGCAACAUUCCCUUAGAAAGUGUGGAAACUGGGCCCUGACCGCAGGCCAUGAAGCCAAGCAAACUCGGGCUCGCCCCUCCCAUGGCCACAGCGUGGUGUUGGAAACCCCGUGCAGAGGCUGGGAGAUGUGUGCAGAGAGGCGCCUUUGCAGGAGAGCAGAGUGGGCCUCGAGAAAGAACGAGAGGGGGGCAGGUGAUGGAUGAUCUGCAAAGGCAGAUCCCACCAAGGGGUGAGGGCUUCCCUCUGGGCCUCCGAUCUCUCAUCUGUUCUUUCUGUCUGGGGGGCAGGGGGUCCUUUGGGUAUUAAGUUCCCGAUGGGCAUAGACUCCGCUACCCACGAGCAGUGCCAGCCUCCCCCAGGAGGGAUUCGGUUCCUGCAGCGGAGCGCAUGCUGCUAUACGCCCUGCCUGGACUAGCGCCCCAGCCAGGGCAGGACCCCAGGUUUGUAGCAACUCCUUUUCCGGCCAGAGGGGGAGUCCGUGCAUUUCACUGUGUGCUCCCACUUCCAUCAGCACCGUGUCAUUCCCUGGUCGUCAGAAGACCGACCGCAUCGCCGGUGGUCAGGGUGACUCUGAUGACUACUGUCCUUCCCCAAAACCAGAUGCCAUUUUUAACUACAAUCUGCUGUCUGGACCUCACGAGAACUCAUGGCAAUAAACGUCCAGCCGCAUGGGGCGCCUCUUUUUUACAGGGGAGCUCCGCUGUCUUUGUAACCCCACUCUGGCCUCUGAGCAUCCAUUCUAACUGUAGAAAGUCCAUCCCUGUAUGUAAAUAAGAGUGCCAAGUGUCACAUGUCUUGCCUCAUUUGAAAAGCGUUUUUUAUGUCUCUUUCUAUUGAAGUAUAGAUAUCUAAUAUAUAUACAUGUGUAUAUGUAUAUAUAUACAUAUAUAUACACACAUAAUAUAUAAAUAUAUAAUGUAAAACAGUGACAUUCUAUUAUUGAUGAUAAAAAUUAUAAACAAAAUGCCUGCCAAGAUAAUGGUGUAGUCUGUUGUCAUUCUCAGCAUCUUUUUUG
This is a messenger RNA of Myotis brandtii (Brandt's bat), 6890 nucleotides long. It is a transcript of the gene FAM135B, whose product is annotated as family with sequence similarity 135, member B. The record is from RefSeq and is a predicted model, not a curated record. Bases 382 to 4563 code for a protein of 1393 amino acids. NCBI's taxonomy places the organism in Eukaryota, Metazoa, Chordata, Mammalia, Chiroptera, Vespertilionidae. The transcript has 20 exons.